AUGGAAGAAGACGCCAGUAAUUUGGUAGCUACGUUUUGUUCUAUAACAAACUCAACUCCAGAAAAAGCCCAGGAAUACCUUGGAGUUGCUGAUGGAGACUUGUCCACAGCGGUAACACUUUUCUUUGAAAGUGGAGGCGUAACUGGUGAAUAUGGUAGCGGGAGCUCCAACACUGCUCAGUCUGCUCCGCCUGAACAGACUGAAGAAGUCCGUGCUCCCAUUGCUCCUACGAGAGAGGUACUAGUCGAUCCAAUGGCAGAUGCUACAUCAGGGCUAGGAUUUGUAGGUAAUGAUUUCGGAUUAGGAUCAGGUUUACCUAGAAUGAACCGUAGACAAAGAAGAAGGGUUGGCAUUUUUGAUCAAUCUCCUUCAGAGAUGCCUGUCGCAUCGUCUGUUGAUACUUCUUCAGAAGAAUCAGAGAGCAAUAGUCGUGCUUCUCGCCUUGCAAAACUUUUCCGUCCUCCUUACGACAUAAUAUCCCAUCUUACAUUAGAUGAAGCUAAAAUGAAAGCCACCUACGAAAAACGAUGGAUUCUUAUCAAUUUGCAAACUUCCUCUUCUUUUGAAUGCCAAGUCUUAAACCGUGAUUUAUGGAAGAGUGAAUCUGUAAAAGAAGUUAUUCGUGCACAUUUUCUAUUUUUACAAUUGUUGGAUGACGAGGAACCGGGUAUGGAAUUCAAGCGUUUUUACCCUGUGUCAUCCACACCCCACGUUGCCAUCUUAGAUCCUCGCACCGGUGAACGUGUUAAACAAUGGAAUAGCGGAAUUACCGCUACUGACUUUGUAAUUGAAUUGAAUGACUUUUUGGAACGCUGUACCUUGGAUGAAACCAAAGGCAGGAAGAAUCCUCUCGGUCCCAGAUCGCAAAAACCAGCUGAAGCAAUGACCGAGGAAGAACAAAUGUCAAAAGCUAUUGCUGCUUCUUUGGGUGCUGACCGAGGAAAAGAUGAAGGUACUGGUGAAUCAUCUCAGCCUAUUCAAGCCGAUGAGGAAGAAGCGCAGGACAACACGAUUCAUAAAAUUAACUCAGAAGAAGGAAAGGAUGAAGAGCCUAGUCCUGGAACCGGUGUCACUAGAGUCCAAAUCCGCUUGCCAACCGGAGCUCGUUUUAUCCGAAGAUUUUAUGAGACUGAUCUUGUUCGCAGGGUUUAUGCAUACGUCAAAGGAAAUGCAGAAGGAGCUGAGUCUCAACCAUUUUCUUUGACCUUUCAGCGUACAAGCUUAUGGAAUUCCUUGGAUAAAACCAUCAAAGAAGCAGGUAUACAAAACGCGGCGCUUCAGUUUGAAUUCCAGUAA
Schizosaccharomyces osmophilus is the source of this 1296-nucleotide messenger RNA. It is a transcript of the gene ubx2, whose product is annotated as UBX domain protein Ubx2. Bases 1 to 1296 code for a protein of 431 amino acids. Gene Ontology annotation, molecular function: ubiquitin binding. The transcript has a single exon. The record is from RefSeq and is a predicted model, not a curated record. NCBI's taxonomy places the organism in Eukaryota, Fungi, Ascomycota, Schizosaccharomycetes, Schizosaccharomycetales, Schizosaccharomycetaceae. Gene Ontology annotation, biological process: proteasome-mediated ubiquitin-dependent protein catabolic process. Gene Ontology annotation, cellular component: nucleus.